GCAUGUGAUGUUAUGACCACCACAUGCUUUUGUCACGUUUACUAUUCAGAAAUUAAGUAUUUUCUGGUACAACUUUCAACAAACAUGACGUUAUUAGGUUCUCUCUCUUCUUAUAUAUAGACACAAAACACUCGAUAACCAAGUUCAUAUCUACAAAAAAAAGAGCAAAAGAGAAGAAAAACAGAGGAAGAGAACAAAUGGCUAUCUUGUUCUGUUUCUUCUUGGUUUCAAUUCUUACUCUCUUAACAUCGAUCUGUCUUAAAAGGAUGACAAACUCAAAGUUUAAACUUCCUCCAAGCCCUUCAAGUCUUCCAAUCAUUGGAAACUUGCAUCAUCUUGCAGGACUGCCUCAUCGAUGUUUUCAUAACCUCUCCAUCAAACACGGACCAGUGAUGCUUCUCCGUCUCGGGUCUGUUCCAGUGGUUGUGAUCUCAUCGAGUGAAGCAGCUGAAGCAGUUCUCAAAACUCAUGACUUGGAAUGUUGCAGCCGACCAAAGACGGUAGGGACCGGAAAACUCUCUUACGGUUUCAAAGACAUUAAUUUUGGACCGUACGGUGAGUAUUGGCGGGAGAUGCGCAAACUCGUGGUCACCGAGCUUUUCAGUCUUAGAAAAGUUCAAUCAUUCAGGUACAUAAGAGAAGAAGAGAGUGACUUCAUGGUGAAGAAAGUAUCAGAAUCCGCUUUGAAACAAUCUUCUGUGGAUCUAAACAAAACUUUCUUCUCCCUGGCCGCAAGUGUAAUUUGUAGAGUAGCUUUAGGACAGAACAUCCACGAGAGCGGCUUCCUUAUUGACCAAGAAAAGAUCGAGGGACUUGUUACCGAAGCAGCGGAAGCUCUAGGGAGUUUCACUUUCUCUGACUUCUUCCCUGGUGCACUCGGAAGAUUUGUAGACUGGUUGUUUCAACGACACAAGAAAAUUAACAAAGUCUUUGAAGACCUUGAUGUCUUUUACGAGCAAGUUAUUGAUGAGCACUUGAAGCCAGAAGGAAGGAAAAAUCAAGAUAUUGUUUCCUUGAUAUUGGAUAUGAUCGAUAAACAAGAAAGUGAAGAUUCUUUCAAACUCGAUAUCGAUAAUCUCAAGGCAGUCCUCAUGGAUAUAUUUCUCGCGGGGGUUGAUACAAGCGCCAUAACUAUGAUUUGGGUGAUGACCGAGCUCGCUAGAAACCCUCGUGUGAUGAAGAAAGCUCAAGAAAACAUUCGAGCCACCCUAGGGCUCGAAAGGGAGAGAAUCACUGAAGAAGACCUAGGAAAAGUUGAUUACUUGAAGCUCGUAAUAAAGGAAACAUUCAGACUACACCCACCAGUUCCACUUUUGCUCCCAAGGGAAACAAUGUCUCACGUCAAGAUUCAAGGCUACGACAUUGCCCCAAAGACACAAAUCCAAGUUAACGUAUGGACCAUAGGACGUGACCCCAAGCGUUGGACCAACGCUGAAGAAUUCAUCCCUGAGCGGUUUGAAGAUAGUUCUGUAGAUUUUAGAGGACAACACUUUGACUUAAUACCGUUUGGUUCUGGUCGAAGGGUAUGUCCUGCGAUGGUAAUGGGGAUUGCUACCGUGGAGUUGGGCCUGAUGAAUUUGCUUUACUAUUUUGAUUGGAAAUUGCCUGAUGGAAUGAAAGUUGGAGACAUUGAUAUGGAAGAAGCUGGCAUUCUCAGCACUGUCAAGAAACUACCUCUUGAACUUGUGCCCCUUCAACGCCAUUAAUGGGCAGUCAGUGAAGCUCUACAACACGGUGAUAGUUUGUGUGAACCGAACCUUGUAGAUAUUUCGAAAUUAUUGUAAAAUAUAAUAAAGAUUUAAUGUAAUUUAUCCUAAAGUAAUAAAGUUUGACAAGUGAUCGAAAGAUCUUAUUAUUA
Brassica napus (rape) is the source of this 1858-nucleotide messenger RNA. RefSeq names its product cytochrome P450 71B2. The coding region runs from base 198 to 1706 and encodes 502 amino acids. NCBI's taxonomy places the organism in Eukaryota, Viridiplantae, Streptophyta, Magnoliopsida, Brassicales, Brassicaceae. The record is from RefSeq and is a predicted model, not a curated record. Gene Ontology annotation, molecular function: iron ion binding; monooxygenase activity; heme binding. The transcript is spliced from 2 exons.